UUCCGGCGCAGCGACGCCUUACUUCCUCUUCCUCUCCCUCCUCGGCGAAGGCUGGUCUCUGGCGGCUCCGGCUCGGCCAUGGCGCUGUCUCUGGGUGAGGUGGCUCCGGGCGGUGGCGGAGGAGGAGCGGGAGGGAGCCGCUUGAGGCGGCAGCUGGAGUCCGGGAGCUACGCGGCCGAGGAGUACGUGAAGCAGCUCUCGCAGCAGUCGGACGGCGACCGGGACUUGCAGGAGCACCGCCAGCGCAUCCAGGCCCUGAGCGAGGAGACAGCGCAGAGCCUGAAGCGCAACGUCUACCAGAACUACCGGCAGUUCAUCGAGACGGCGCGCGAGAUCAGCUACCUGGAGAGCGAGAUGUACCAGCUCAGCCACAUCCUCACCGAGCAGAAGGGCAUCCUGGAGGCCGUCACCCAGGCGCUGCUGCUCCUCCAGGCCGACCGCGACGACAGAGCCGCCGGGGCCGCCUCCUCUGACCCGCACGCCAACCCCUUCCUGCCCCUCUCCGCCAAGGAGGCGGCAGCCAGCGAGGAGGGCCGCCAGCGCACCCUGACCACCCUCCUGGAGAAGGUGGAGGGCUGCCGAGACCUGCUUCCGGAGAGCCCCGGCAAGUACCUGGUAUACAACGGGGAUCUGGUGGAGUACGACGCCGACCACAUGGUCCAGAUUCAGAAGGUGCACGCCUUCCUGAUGAACGACUGCCUGCUGGUGGCGGCCUGGCUGCCCAACCGCCGGGGCACCUACCGCUACGACGCCCUCUACCCGCUGGACGGCCUGGCCGUCGUCAAUGUCAAGGAUAACCCGCCCAUGAAGGACAUGUUCAAGCUGCUCAUGUUCCCCGAGAGCCGCAUCUUCCAGGCCGAGAAUGCCAAGAUCAAGAAAGAGUGGCUGGAGGUGCUGGAGGAGACCAAGAGGAGCCGCGUGCUGAGCGAGAAGCGGAGGCUGGAACAGGAGGUGCCGGCGGCCCGUGCGCCUCCCCCAGCCCCUCCAGAGGCUACCAACCCCUUCGAUGAGGAUGAGGAGGAAAGUGGGGAGGGGGGGACCCCGGAAGAAGAAGUGGUGGAUCUCUCCCUGGAGUGGAUUCAGGAGUUGCCUGAAGACUUAGAUGUCUGCAUCGCUCAGAGAGACUUCGAAGGGGCGGUUGACUUGCUGGAUAAGCUGAAUGAGUAUCUAGGGGAUAAGCCCUUGACCCAACCAGUCAGGGAGUUACGAGCCAAAGUGGAUGAGAGAAUCAGGCAGCUCACUGACGUGCUUGUGUUUGAGCUUUCUCCAGAUAGGUCACUUCGAGGUGGGCCCAGAGCAACCCGUCGCGCUGUUUCUCAGCUCAUCCGGUUGGGCCAGUCAACCAAGGCGUGCGAACUUUUCCUACGGAACAGGGAAGCGGCCGUUCACACAGCCAUCCGACAGUUGCGCAUUGAAGGUGCCACUCUGCUGUACAUUCACAAGCUGUGCCAUGUCUUCUUCACCAGCCUGCUAGAGACCGCAAAGGAGUUUGAGACGGACUUUGCUGGCAACAGUGGGUGCUAUUCCGCUUUUGUUGUCUGGGCUCGAUCAGCAAUGAGGAUGUUUGUGGAUGCGUUUAGCAAGCAGGUGUUUGACAGUAAGGAGAGCUUAUCUACUGCUGCUGAGUGUGUAAAGGUGGCAAAAGAACACUGCAAGCAACUCAGUGAGAUUGGUCUGGACCUGACUUUCAUCAUUCACACCCUAUUAGUGAAAGAUAUCAAAGGUGCUUUGCAAAGCUACAAAGACAUCAUCAUUGAGGCCACAAAGCACCGCAACUCUGAAGAGAUGUGGAGGAAAAUGAACCUAAUGACACCAGAAGCUUUAGGGAAGCUUCGAGAAGAAAUGAGGAGCUGUGGAGUCACCAAUUUUGACCAGUACACUGGUGAUGAUUGCUGGGUGAACCUAAGCUACACAGUUGUGGCUUUCACCAAACAGACCAUGGCUUUCUUGGAGGAGGCUCUCAAACUCUACUUCCCAGAGUUGCACAUGGUUCUGUUGGAAAGUUUGUUGGAGAUCAUCUUUGUGGCUGUCCAGCAUGUUGAUUACAGUUUACGCUGUGAACAAGACCCUGAAAAGAAGACAUUCAUUAGACAGAAUGCCUCUUUCCUUUAUGAAACAGUUCUUCCUGUGGUGGAAAAGCGGUUUGAAGAAGGAGUUGGAAAGCCAGCUAAGCAGCUGCAUGAUCUGAGGAAUGCUUCAAGACUAAUGCGUGUGAAUCCUGAAAGUACUACUUCUGUGGUGUGAACUGCAGUGCCUCAGUCCUUUUCAUAUUAAACUUUGUAGAUACAUGUAUACACAUAACUUUUUUCAAACCCCCUCCCAAUAGUAGCCAAAUCUGAUAAUGUUCUCUUUAGCAGAUAAUGUAUUGAAAAGAACUGGGAAAGCAAAGAAAAGGAAAACUUAAAAGAAACAAUAUAGUUGGAAAUCCACAUUCCCUCCAAAGGUCUGGUUGUGCCAUUUUAGGUCACAUGAGAUGGUUUGGUCUGGAACCUAACAAGUUAAUCAAACAUAGUUGUGCUAAUUAGAAUAUGACCAAGAAUAACUACUAAUGAAUAUUCAUUGGUUGUGUAGGUGUAUAAAUGAUAGGAUACACCUUGUAAUUUUAUUAUAUGGGGCUUCAGAAGAAGCCUGUUUGGGAAAGAAAAUGCAUCCUUGCAUUAUCUCACUCAAAGAACUUGAGGGGGAAAUGGUGAAAAUUUUACCACAUACUGUAUUUCAAGAAGGGUUAUCUUCCAGUUCCCAUGAAAACCAAAACUAUGAAUCUCGUUGACAGUGUACACCACAGUUCUUGGCAAAAGUAAAUAUUAAUUGCAAAGGGCUAAAGCCAAAUAUAUAUCUGAUUGGUAGCAGAUGAUAAUUGAAUACGAAUGUUAUGGCUGAGACAGUUAUCCAGUGCUUGGAUUUUCAUGUAGUUUUGCCAGGGUCUUUGCCAUCCUGUAACCAAAUCUGUUUAUUUAAUCUUUAAAAAUCCUGCAUUCUUAAUUAGUUUUGUUGGAUACCCCAGAGAAAACAGUGCAGUUCUCUGGUACAUAUGCUUGUGUAUAUGGUACAAAAUUCCCUUAUGCCAUACAUGACACCACUGCUGAUAACUGUAAACCAUGAUCAGGUUGAUUAUUUGUUCAUAUAGCCCAGUGAUUCCCAACUUUUGGGCCUCCGAGUGUUUUCAACUUCAAUUCCCAGAAAUCCCAGCCAGCUUACCAACUGUUAGGAACUGUGGGAGCUGAAGUCCAAAACACCUGGAGGACCAAAUGUUGGGAACCACUGAUAUAGCAUGUAGGAAUGAUGGGAUGAAAACAUCAUUGAGAUAGUGUUUAUUUUUACUUGCUUUCAGUUCAACCUAACACAGGGACACAGGGAGAUUUCAUGAUAAAGAAAAACUAUUCAUUUGCAAUUGAUUGCCACAGGGUGAAAUAGGUGACUAACCAUGUAAACGGAGCAAUAAAUGUUUAGUUUAUUGCAAGUGGAAAUAGGGAUGAACCCAUUUAUGAAAUGAGGAAGUAAAAGUGUAUAAGGAUGUUUUCACCAUAGCAGUCUUGCCUAUAGGUCUGUAUGCAGUGGUGUUCUGUAUAAAGCGGGUAAGUGGUGGGGUUUUUCUUUUCUGUGUGAUUCUGUCCAAGUCUAAUGGUACAGCAUCCCUCAGGACAAUGCUGUUCAGAUGUUUUUAGUAUAUUGCUCUCAUCACUUCUGAGUCAGUUGGAAGAUAACAAUAGUCGGAACGUAAUUUAUCUGGACGGCAGAAAGUUGGGAAAAGCUUAUCUCUUUAUGGUGAUCUGUAUUCAACCAGGCUUAAUGGCACAAUGGUAUAUAUGUUCCAAUUGGCCAGUCGUGAAUAAAGUGUGAAAUGCGGUGUCUGGGUAACAUGGUGAAACUGUUAAGGCUGCAAUUCACUAUUGUUCCCUUUAGAUCUACACAGUGGGGAUAUUGUGCCUUUGGUGGGAAGAAUGUACCAUUAUUGAAACUAUUAGAAAGAAAGUUUCCCUAGAGAGAAGAGAUGACCAUAAAGGUUUGAAUCUAAGAGUUGCUUGGUUUAAUGCAUAAUAUGAGGUAAUUCACUGACUAGUCUUGUAUUGCUGAUAGCAGCUGGGUGACAAAAAUACUUAUCCAAGUAUGGUUCAGGCAUGCCGACAUUUCUUAGGCUUUUGUUUAAAAAAUGAUGGUAUAUAACAUGUAGACAAUAUUCACUGUGGAAUGCCACGGUGGCACAUGGGCACUUACACCAAAGAAGAUGAGAUAAAAAUGUAUCAGGAAAAAGUGAUACAGAAGUCGUUUUUCUGUCUCUACAAAUUGUGUUUUCUUAAUACAGUACAGUUCAUAUUGUAAUUUUAGGAGAUCCAAGAAACGUCCCCUUCAGUACACAUGUUGUAAUUUUGCGGAUCCAAGAAACUGCCAUUUCAUUAACAGAUAAGGCUGUCAUCUGAUGACCAAUACAUAUCUAACGAUGAUUCUGAUUAUCUUUGUUUUUUUGAGCAGUUAUGAAUAAUCUUGAUAUUUAAUAAUUUAUUGUUAUGUUUAUGCCACACCCAAAGUAUAUGGAGAUCAAAUUCUUUAUGAAAGAGACCAGUGAUAUAUACUUCAACUUGCCCGUCGGCCUGCAAUUGUAUGUUAACACAAAUAAUUGGAUUGAAAUAAAUAUGCCCUGAGAAUCUUUUGAAA
Messenger RNA from Anolis sagrei ordinatus, 4653 nucleotides. It is a transcript of the gene EXOC8, whose product is annotated as exocyst complex component 8. Gene Ontology annotation, biological process: exocytosis; Golgi to plasma membrane transport; intracellular protein localization. Lineage: Eukaryota; Metazoa; Chordata; Lepidosauria; Squamata; Anolidae. Gene Ontology annotation, cellular component: exocyst. The record is from RefSeq and is a predicted model, not a curated record.